Molecule: messenger RNA, 863 nt
Organism: Suillus subalutaceus
Lineage: Eukaryota; Fungi; Basidiomycota; Agaricomycetes; Boletales; Suillaceae
Exons: 8
Coding region: 1-846 (281 amino acids)
Source: RefSeq, a predicted model, not a curated record
AUGACCGGUGCACGUCCCGAAGUAAGAGGAUAUUGUCAUCGCCCGCAUGAGGAAGUCAUCAUCGUACUCCAUCGAAGCAUUGCCAUUUCGAGUGUCCCGUACCAAUUGGUUGAUACCUACACGUUAUUAGCAGGGUCCCCCUCAACGGCCGCAGCAGAAUAUUCAUUCGCUGCCAGUUUAUGCGGCUUGAUUGGAUCCCUCUUGCCACUUACUCGCUUGUUGGGAGUAAGUCACGGUUCGACCUUCGAUGGAUUCGUUAAUUGCAUUUUCAAGAUCAAAUACACUGGAUUAUUCACUGCGUGGCGUUACAAAGCGCUGUCAGAUCGUGCCCGCACCACCUGGCGGCUCGAACCAUCAGCGUCCAUUACAAGCGAACGAUCAGUCCCAAUCCAUCUCGCAGUCGUUGUAUGGUCCACUCAGCUACUAGUAGUAGAAGCUGAGGUUAGAGAGAUCACCAUUUCGGCAAAAUUUGACAGCUCUUCACUCGGGUGUGCGAGGUUUGAGUACAGAGUCACGGUGCUCGUAGCCCAGAGACAGCGCGGCGCCGAGCAAGGCCUGAGGCCUGAGCAGCAGGUCCAGCAAGACCACCACCGCAUAGUAUCUCCUAAGUCAGCUGCUGAUCUCCCAACAUCCGGUUUCGCGUUCCCCAAUGAUGAGACUCUGAAUUUCUCUCAGUAUCCAUGGAUCGCCGUGUCACUUAUUGUAGGCGGCCGGCCGUAUGCAACAGCGGGUUGGAAUUACAUAUUUCCAAGUGUUCUUCUGCCAGGAGAAUUUCGGGCAAAGAGCAAGUUCAACAACCUGAAGUCUGCUGGCAAUGUGUUGGCAAUGCAAAUGACAUUUGUCUGAAGGAGUAUUUCAGGUGG